CAUCCAUCUACAUCGUAGUCUCUCCCAGCCUUCAGCCAAUUGUCCAGUGCAAGCUUGCCACUGCCCCAUCUGGAUUCUACCUGAUUUUCUCCACUCGCCCCUCACCUGAAAAUCUUCUGAUACACUAUCAGCCAUCAGAUAACACAAAAAACUGUUUUUUUCACACCAGAAUCUACUCGAAAAACUCAGACCUCGCUAGUAACCAAUACAACGGUCUAUACGUGCCAAACUUCCACAUUACACAUCACCCUGUAGCCCCCCUGUGAUACAUCAUCUCCAUUUCUGUCACAAUGGCUGAGAAAACAUCCAAGCUCCUCCAGCCAGAAACGCCUACGGUUUCCACCACCGCUUCGCCCACGGAGGGUCUCUCCGUUGUGUCCUCCAACGCUGAAAAGCCCAAAGGCGUCUACAACGAAAGAGAAAAGAAGAAGCAGGCAUUUGUAACCAGAACCAUCUGGACGUUGAUUAUGAUUGUGUUUUUCUUCUUUGUGCUUGCCUCUGGCCAUUUGGCCCUCAUUGCGCUCGUGUUGCUCUUCCAGAUCUUGACUUUCAAGGAAAUCAUUGCCUUGACAUCGGAACCGGCUCGCGACAAAAAGAUUCCUUACAACAAAUCUCUCAACUGGUACUUCCUUCUCUGCACCGUCUACUACUUAGAUAGCCAGAGCUUCUUCAACUUCUUCCAGGACUCAGUCUAUUCCAACAAGUACCUCACAGUGUUGGUUCUUAACCAUAGGUUCAUCUCGUACUCGUUGUUCAUUGCUGGCUUCAUUUUCUUUGUGUGGACAUUGAAGAAGGGGUACUACAAGUUCCAGUUUGCUCAGUUGUGUAUUACUCAUAUGACGCUUGUCCUCGUUGUAUUCCAGUCGCACUUGAUCAUCGACAACAUCUUGAACGGAAUCUUUUGGUUCUUUUUGCCAUGUGGUGUUGUUAUUGUAAAUGACAUCUUUGCCUACUUGUGUGGUAUCACAUUCGGCAAGACCCAGUUGAUAGAAAUCUCACCCAAAAAGACAGUAGAGGGUUUUGUAGGCGCCUGGGUCUGCACCACGAUAGCUGCCGUAAUUUUCAGCUACAUCUUGACACAGUCCGAUUAUUUGGUUUGUCCUGCUGUCAACUUGUCAACUCACUUGUAUAACUUUCCUCACUGCGAGCCAAACCCCGUGUUUAUUCCUCAGAUCUACCAGAUCCCACAGAACAUCAUUGACUUGAUCGGUGGAAGAUACGAAAUCUUGUCCAUCAAGCCAAUGUACUUUCACGCAUGUGUGUUGGCCACUUUCGCCUCACUCAUUGCUCCAUUUGGAGGCUUCUUUGCCAGUGGUUUAAAGAGAGCUUUCGGCAUUAAAGACUUUGGUGACACUAUUCCGGGCCACGGUGGUGUCACUGACAGAAUGGACUGUCAGUUCUUGAUGGGAUCCUUCAGUUACUUGUACUACCAGACAUUCAUUUCUCCUCAUAAUGUCAACAUUGGUAAGAUCUUGCAGCUCGCUAUCAUCAACUUGUCCACUCCACAGUUGUUCCAGUUGGUUAAGAGUUUGCUCAAAUACUUAAACAGCCUAAAUGCUGUGGAUGACGAUAAAUUGAGAGUCAUUUUUGAUUUGUUAGAUUAAAACAGCACCAUGAAAGUGAUAAGCUCUACAUUGGGCGGCGCUUUUCCCAUAAAAUUUAAACAAUCAUAGAUGAUUAUACUCAAGAACGCUUGCAAUCGUCAUACAGUAUUUAUAUGUACAUAUUUGAAUUUGGUUUCCUUUGGUGAGAGUCGUUCUGAUCAAUUCAAACCAACACCCUUCAAAAUUUCCACAACAAGCAUUUGUGUCCUUCAUAAUUUUUCAUAUAUCAUAGUUAUCAUAUUUCAAAUUUUCAAGAUCAUAGUUUUUAUAAUAAUAUAUUCUCACUAAGUCCGAGAUUGAC
Messenger RNA from Scheffersomyces stipitis CBS 6054, 1905 nucleotides. It is a transcript of the gene CDS1, whose product is annotated as phosphatidate cytidylyltransferase. The transcript has a single exon. The record is from RefSeq and is a predicted model, not a curated record. Gene Ontology annotation, cellular component: endoplasmic reticulum membrane. The coding region runs from base 291 to 1604 and encodes 437 amino acids. Gene Ontology annotation, molecular function: phosphatidate cytidylyltransferase activity. Lineage: Eukaryota; Fungi; Ascomycota; Pichiomycetes; Serinales; Debaryomycetaceae.